Molecule: messenger RNA, 1178 nt
Organism: Pisolithus orientalis
Lineage: Eukaryota; Fungi; Basidiomycota; Agaricomycetes; Boletales; Pisolithaceae
Exons: 1
Coding region: 470-1084 (204 amino acids)
Source: RefSeq, a predicted model, not a curated record
ACACAGGCUAUUGGUGCCCGUCGUGAGCCUUACUUACACAUUGACUCGUUUCUUGCUGACGUCGGUCUUACCAAAAGUUCUUACCAGUACAAGUCAAGAUGUCCAGCAACACACUUACUAGCACUAGCCUACCACAGGCGUGUGGGCAACAAUUCCUCAGCGUACACCAUGGAGUGGAGUCCGUGUUUGAACAUCAUCGUGCAUUUUUGCUGGCCAAACAGGAUCCGGGCAAAUCCCCUAUAUGUUCGACCCAAAAAUUGCGGAUAUGAGGGUCAAAAUGGACAAAAUCUUCCGCCCAAACUUGCGGAUUUGGCGGCGAGAAUUUGCUAAGAAGGCCUGAUGUUCGGCCCUGCAUUGCAGAGCUCAUGGCAGGUGUCAGACUACAGUGGAGUUUCCGCAUCUCUACUCGAUAACACGGCCAUUCAUAUCUCCUCAAUGUUUCCACAUAUUCAACUCGCUAUGCGACUCGAUGCUACUUCCGAUCCUGGGAUAUGCAAAGUUCUACCGAGACAUCCCCUUCUGUCCCUGGCUUCUCGGCACUGAAUUCGUCGAACACUUCUAUGGCCUAGCUAGAACGUUGCUUCCAGACUUCACACACGCCGAGCUCAUGAAAACGGUCCAAAAUGUGAUGGUCUGCCAACGCUUCCUUCUUAUGGAUCAUUUCCGUGAGAAGCGGCCAGGGGACGAAUCUGCAGCUGGCUAUAUCAUGGAGUACGAUCCUUCGCCGCUGAUACCAGAUGAGGCCCAGUUUGCUCGUGUCAACCUCACCCCCCAAAAUGUCACUUCACUGAUUGAGCUAAUAGCCUUCCGUGAGGCUUCACAGAUUUGUCGGCAGAUUCUAAAUAUCCGUGUGCCAAACCCUGAUGUCAAACAUGUCAAGCUAGCGCCCCUUGGUACCGUAGAGAUGGCCCACAAGCACACGGCGACAGUUCGAGAGGCAGAAGCGUUGAACGGCGAACCUGAUGAUAAUGACUGCGACACUACUUCAAAUUCCAGUGCUUCAGCUGACGACAAUUUCAUGGUGACCCCGGAGCAAGCUGCGACCGACGCGAUGAUCUACUCGGCUCUGUGCGAUGAUUAUUAAGGUGACAUUCAAGAACUCAAGGCAUCAUCAUCACUGCUACAGAUGGGAUCUACGCCUUCUCAUAACAGUCUCGCCAGCCUUCACCGCGCACCGU